UGACGUCUUCCUCUUCCGUUUUCAGCUGAGAACGGAGAACGAAACAAACAAGAUCAAACAAAGCUCGCAGCCUUCGCCGUAGCUCCCCAAGCUCGUAUUUUUCUCAUCGAUCAUCGGAUCUCGCCGCAGGUUCUGGUUGGUAGGCGAUGGCAUCCACGGCGGUGAUGAAGGGGAGCGGGGGCGCGGCGAAGCCGAAGCCGGAUGGGAAGGGGAAAGCUGUGCUGGCAUCCCCCGAGGUGAAGAAGAAGGUUGAGGGCUCUGUGAAGCUAGGGUCGGAUUCCAAGCAGAAAUCUGUCACAGUGGUUACUAAAUCGGAGGUCAAAGGAAAUUCAGGUUCGCGUUCAUCAAAAACACUCACGAAGACAACAACUGUCAAAAGAAAAACUGAGAAGAAAGUUUAUACUUUGCCAGGACAGAAGCAUGAUCCUCCCGAAGAGAGAGAACCUUUGAGGAUAUUCUAUGAAUCGUUGUCAAAACAGAUUCCAUCAAGUGAAAUGGCAGAAUUUUGGAUGAUGGAGCAUGGUUUGCUGCCCCCUGAUAAAGCAAAGAAAGCAUAUGAGAAAAAGCAGAGGAGGCAGCAGCAGCUUAGGACAGGAACUCCGAUCAAAUCUCCCCCGAUAAAGUCCUUCAAGUCUGAGAGACCAGAAAGCUCAAAUAAAUCUCAGGUCACGAAGAACGGAGAUGCCAAAGUGAAGAAAAGAGUAAGCUACAGUGAUGACGAUGAUGACUUCAUUGUGAAGGCCAAGAAGCCAAAGAUAUAAGGGAAAAUAAUAUGGUUGUUGUUGAAGCCAAUGGUGUAACUUUAAUGAUAGUCUGCUACCAAUCAAGGGGUGCCGGAAAAAUCUGGUUUAUUUCUGACUUUUAGUUCUCAGGACAGCUAUUGAACAGAAUUAGUGAGAGGCGAACAAGGCGCGAGCCUUUGCAAUUAAGGCCCUCAUGGCUCAUCAAGUUUCAUUGUAAAAUUAGAAAAAAUCAUUGGCAUUUUUUAUUUUCACUUUAUUUACAAACAAUAAACCAUUAUUGUUGUUGUGAUUCCCAAGAUACAUUUUUUUUCUGUUGUAACAUGCAAAAAUAAUAGCGUGACUUCGGUUUUACGUGAUA
Dioscorea cayenensis subsp. rotundata (Guinea yam) is the source of this 1101-nucleotide messenger RNA. RefSeq lists its product as uncharacterized. NCBI's taxonomy places the organism in Eukaryota, Viridiplantae, Streptophyta, Magnoliopsida, Dioscoreales, Dioscoreaceae. The record is from RefSeq and is a predicted model, not a curated record. Bases 147 to 761 code for a protein of 204 amino acids. The transcript has 4 exons.